Molecule: messenger RNA, 754 nt
Organism: Austrofundulus limnaeus
Lineage: Eukaryota; Metazoa; Chordata; Actinopteri; Cyprinodontiformes; Rivulidae
Gene: uts2a
Product: urotensin 2, alpha
Exons: 4
Coding region: 194-637 (147 amino acids)
Biological process (GO): blood vessel diameter maintenance; regulation of blood pressure
Cellular component (GO): extracellular region
Molecular function (GO): hormone activity
Source: RefSeq, a predicted model, not a curated record
AGAAAGGUGGUAAAUACAACAAAGUGUGCYCCUGAAACACGGGUCAAUUUAUUAAGUCUGUAAUUCACCUGUUGAUUUAUACAAGUGAGAAACGAUGUGGCUGCAUGUUUCUGAUGGCUGUUAUGGCGAUCAGAAAUACAGUAUGUGUGUGCCAGGCAUAAGAAGCAUAUAAAACUGUUGGUACUGGUGGAGCAUGCAGUGGUCUUCACCUGUGGACCUCUGUGCAAAUCAGAACUGCUCRAAACAACAGAGUCCAACAGUGAUGAGGUGCAACAAUCUCCUUUCCUGGAUGUUUGUGCUUGUGGCCUCUGGACCACUGUUUGCCCACCCCAUCACAGAAUCUGCUGAGAUGGCCUACCCAGGACCUGUAUCCGUGGAGGACCAACGAAUCGGAUCGCUGCAUGAUUUUUCUCUGUCGGAGCAAACCUUCCCUCCACAGGAUGGAGCCGGUUUCAGAUAUUCCACUUUUCUAUCUAAUAGAGACAGUGCUGGAACAACAGGUCUGCUGCCGAGGGGCAUCAAACGAGAGGUCAUAUUGGAGAAGCAAAGUCUCUUAAAACCGUACAGUCUGGGCUUCCGAAAACAGUUCAGGAAGAGAGAUGGAAACUCUGAGUGUUUCUGGAAGUACUGUGUGUAAAAUAAAGUAUUGCUGACUUACUCAAUGCACAAGCUUGUACUAAAAUGUCUUGAACUAACACACACACACACACACACACACACACACACACACACACACACACACACACACACACAC